CUGAAUUCUGAUGACAUAAAACAACAACAAAACAACAAGGUUGUUUUUCUUUUUAAUUAAUUAGGAUUCUAAGUGACCCAGAGGAGCAGGUGGACCUGAAAUCAAUUGACUGAACCUGUUGGCUUACCUGAACUACCACCCGGACUCCUGGCAAGUGGUUGUAUGAUUGCGGUAUCGGGCGGAAUCCCGUCGAGAAAUCGCCGCUGGACAGGAUGUACAAGAUCCUGGGAUUCGGUUGCUCCGGCAUUAGCCUACGGUUGGCUUCCGUCCGGAGAUGCAAUGCCCGUUUGCUGAGCGGUAAUGCUGCCACGGAUCCGUCGGACGAGCAGGUGCUGCGGAAGCGCAAGUUCCAGCCCUCGAAGGCCCCUGAUCUGCGGGAGGAGUUAGCCGGCCAGCUGCCAUCCCAAGCGCGGGUGGUCAUUUGCGGUGGCGGCAUCACUGGCGCCUCGGUGGCCUACCAUCUGGGCCUGGCCGGCUGGGGCGGGGAGACGCUGCUGGUGGAACAGGAUCGGGUGGGCGGAGAGCUGCCCUGGAGCGCCUGCGGCCUGGCCGGACGCUUCGAGCCCAGCUACACGGAGCUGAAGUUGGCAGAGUAUUCCAUCGAUCUCAUCAAGAACCUGGCCGAGCGGGGCCUGCCCACCGGCUGGCGUCAAGUAGGCAGCUUGAAUCUGGCCCGCAGCUUCGACCGGAUGACCUCCUUCAACCGGAUGAAGUCCCAGGCCGUCGCCUGGGGCAUGCACUGCGAGAUUCUCUCGCCGGAGCAGUGCAAACAGCACUGCGACCUCCUCUCGCUGGACGGUAUCGAGGGCGGCCUGUGGAUACCCGAGGACGGCGUCUGUGAUCCGCAUUUGGUGUGCCACGCCUACAUGGAGGAGGCCCGCCGGUUGGGGGUCCGUGUCGUGGAGCACUGUGCCAUCAAGAAGAUCCAGAGCGAGCACGGCAAGGUGAAGCGCGUGGAGACGACGGCCGGAGACAUCGACUGCGAGUACUUCAUCAACUGCACCGGUUUCUGGGCCCGCGAAGUGGGCACUCUGUCCAAGCCGGUGGUCAAGGUGCCCCUGAAAGCAGUGGAACAUCAUUACCUUCACACCAAACCCAUCGACGGACUCAGUCCGGAUACACCGUUUGUGCGCGACUUCGACGGUCGCAUCUUCUUCCGGGAAUGCGAGGGCCACAUCCUGGCCGGCGGCUUCGAGCGGGAAGCCAAAAUGGUCUACGAAGACGGGGUCAUACCGCUGUCCCAGACGGCACGUCAGCAUCCGCCGGAUUGGGAUCAUUUCCACGAACUGCUGGACGCCCUGCUGCUGCGGGUGCCCAGCUUCCGGGAGGCCAAGCUGGACAGGCUGACCAAUUCCCUGCAGGUCUUCUCGCCGGACUGUAAGUGGAUACUGGGCGAGGCGCCGGAGAUACAGAACUACUACGUGGCAGCCGGCAACAAGACCAUGGGCGUCUCUGCCUCCGGCGGCAUUGGACGCGUACUCACCGACAUGAUAACCAAAGGAUCCACCUACCUGGACUUGCAUAUCCUGGACAUCAGCAGGUUCCUGGGGCUUCAUAACAACCGCAAGUUCCUCAGAGAUCGCUGCAAAGAGGCGCCCGGCAAGCACUUCGAGAUCAACUAUCCCUUCGAGGAGUUCCAGACGGGCAGGAAUCUGCGCAUGUCGCCCAUCUAUCCGCAGCUGAAGGAGGCCGGUGCCGUUUUCGGCCAAUCGAUGGGCUACGAAAGGCCCAACUACUUCGAUCAGAACGACAAGAAGGAUGAGUUCGGUUUACCUCGCUUCCGGAUCGCCCAGACCCGGACCUUUGGGAAGCCCCCCUGGUUCGAUCAUGUGGCCUCCGAGUACCGCGCCUGCCGCGAGAGAAUAGGCAUCGCCGAUUACAGUUCCUUUACCAAAUACGACUUCUGGUCGAAGGGCAACGAGGUGGUGGAACUGCUCCAGUACCUCUGCUCCAACGACGUGGACGUGGCCGUCGGUUCCAUCAUCCAUACGGGCAUGCAGAAUCCCAAUGGCGGCUACGAGAACGACUGCUCCCUGGCCAGGCUGUCGGAGAAACACUACAUGAUGAUUGCCCCCACCAUCCAGCAGACUAGGUCCAUGUGCUGGAUCAGGAAGCACAUGCCCGCCCACCUGAGGGCCAAGGUGAACGUGGCGGAUGUGACCUCCAUGUACACAGCCAUUUGCAUCCUGGGGCCCUACUCGCGCAUCCUACUCUCCGAGCUAACUGACACGGAUCUCACGCCCAAGAGCUUCCCCUUCUUCACCUACAAGGAACUGGAUGUGGGCUUGGCGGAUGGCAUUCGGGUUCUGAACAUCACCCACACCGGAGAACUGGGCUAUGUCCUCUACAUACCCAACGAAUAUGCCCUCCAUGUCUACUCCAGACUCUACCAGGCGGGUCAGAAGUUCAACAUCCAGCAUGCUGGCUACUAUGCCACGCGUGCCUUGAGAAUUGAAAAGUUCUAUGCCUUCUGGGGCCAGGAUCUGGACACCUUCACCACGCCCCUGGAGUGUGGGCGCAGCUGGCGGGUGAAGUUCAAUAAACCCAUUGACUUCAUUGGACGCAGUGCUUUGCUGAAACAGCGGGAGGAGGGCGUCAAGCGAAUGUAUGUCCAGUUGCUGCUGAACGACCACGACCACGAGGUGGACAUGUGGUGCUGGGGCGGAGAGCCCAUCUAUCGGGAUGGUGUCUAUGUGGGCAUGACCACCACCACUGGGUACGGAUACACGUUCGAGAAGCAGGUCUGUCUGGGAUUCGUGCGAAAUUUCGAUGUCGACGGCAAGGAGCUGCCGGUGACCAACGAGUACGUGCUCUCCGGCCACUACGAAGUGGAGGUGGCAGGCGUGCGGUUCGAGGCCAAGGUCAACCUGCAUUCACCCAACCUGCCCACCAAGUUUCCGGAUCGCGAACGCGAAGCCUACCAUGCCACGCGCGACAAACCGGAUCAGGCGGAUCUUUUAUCCUUCGCUGGCCCCACCAUGGUCACUGGCACCGGCAUUCAAACGGGCAGCCAGUGAGCCAUGGGGAGGUGGAUCCGGAGCUGAGCUCCGUCGCCUGAAAUUUUUGAAUUGGCUGUGCCAAGCGAAGCAGCUCAUAGCGAGAGUCUCAAAGCGAUAUUAUUCGAUUUAGUCAAAAAAAAGGAGGAAAUUGGAGGGAAUAUAUACACCAAGUCUAGCAGAGCUACUUCUCCUGGGGUUUAUGGGAAAGAACUACUUAAUGAGGUGGCUCUGCUGCUCUAUAACGAGUGAGAAACAAGUACUUGUUCGGCUCAUAGAACUCAAAAACUUUAAACGAAAAGCCUUUCUCGGUUUACGGCCAAUAAAUAAUUAAUAAUUAAAUGUGAUUACGAAAUUUGGAAGGACAUUUUUGAAUGAAUCCUGCUUUUGAUAUAGAAAACAUAAAACCGAAAAAGGCUGAUGAAUAAAUAUUUAUGAUUGUUUCAGUUUUGUUUUUUAUGUAAACAUCGUUGUCAAUUAACCAAUAUAUGAUAUAAUAUAUGAUACGAUAUAAUAUAUUAUAUAACUAAGAAUCUUCCGUGAUAUUUGGAAUGUUUUUGUUUAAAAACUAAACUGGCACAAAUCGAAAAUGUUGGAAAUGUUUGCUCAACCAAAAAUGCUUUUCAUCGUUUAUAGAUAUAAAGAAAAAAAUAACAAAAAAUUGGAAAACUUUAGCAAAGUUUUGAUAAAGUUUUUUAAAAGAAUUUUUGAAAUAUUCUGGAUUCUGGAUCUAUAUAUUUUUGUUUUUUUUUUUGUACUACUAACCCAGACGAUUUGACUUUGUAAACCAUAUAUACAUAUAUUCUAGUAAAAUAUUUAUACAAAAAAGAA
Messenger RNA from Drosophila ananassae, 3827 nucleotides. Its product is annotated as pyruvate dehydrogenase phosphatase regulatory subunit, mitochondrial. Gene Ontology annotation, cellular component: mitochondrion. NCBI's taxonomy places the organism in Eukaryota, Metazoa, Arthropoda, Insecta, Diptera, Drosophilidae. Bases 213 to 3017 code for a protein of 934 amino acids. Gene Ontology annotation, molecular function: protein binding; oxidoreductase activity. The transcript is spliced from 6 exons. The record is from RefSeq and is a predicted model, not a curated record.